Molecule: messenger RNA, 708 nt
Organism: Puccinia triticina
Lineage: Eukaryota; Fungi; Basidiomycota; Pucciniomycetes; Pucciniales; Pucciniaceae
Exons: 1
Coding region: 1-708 (235 amino acids)
Source: RefSeq, a predicted model, not a curated record
AUGCACGAGCUCCUCGGCCGAGAAUCGCGCGCCUGUCCACCGUCUACGAUCCCAUCCAGUCACCGCCAGAAUAACCCGAGCCUGCCCUCAUCAAGUUUCCCAAUCUUCUAUAAUCACCCGCCCUCAACUGCGACCAAGGCCAGCUUCACAGACUCCAGUCCAGGCACGCCACUGCUCAGCGUCUUUCAUCUCCUUCGACACCCGAUCAGUCUGCUCCACUCCGCCCCGCCAACGUACACUGUCAGGCUCGUAUCCGAACGCCAGCUCGCUCGAAGCCCCUGGCAAGCCGACCUCCCACCAGGCUCCCACAGCCGCACGCCCAGCAACCUACCCAUCCAUCUCCAAUCUCACCACCAGGACACCGCCAACAAUCCCACACGCAACCUCUAUCGCACUCCGUCCCAGAAACGGCCUCGCGAUCCUCGUUUCUUUGGUGCGACGAUCGAGGACGCUGGGAAAGCCAGUCCGGGCAUCGCUUCACGGCAGAAGUCCGAGCAGUGGCGCGCCCUCUCUCGCUCUGCGCAGGCCCCCCACCCUGCGGCACAUGUGCACUCUCUUCUGCACAUGACACCCGUUUGUGCACACAUGCCCCAGUCGGGACCGGCCGCAACGCCACCGCCCUCGUUGCCGUCGGCCUUCCCCGCGUCCACCAGGGAUCGUUGGAGGCCCAGGGCCAUACCUAGAUGGCCUGGGCCUAGCCCGUGGUAA